Onthophagus taurus is the source of this 737-nucleotide messenger RNA. RefSeq names its product IQ domain-containing protein K-like. The record is from RefSeq and is a predicted model, not a curated record. Gene Ontology annotation, molecular function: protein binding. Lineage: Eukaryota; Metazoa; Arthropoda; Insecta; Coleoptera; Scarabaeidae.
UUGUCAAAGUAUCGUUAAAAGUUAGAUAAAACUAUAUUAAAAGAAACAUGCUCAAAAAAAUGCCUUGUUUUACAACAACGCGGCCUGCAAGGUUUAUGCAAGAGAGUAUUGAAUCUGAUGAAGAUACAUGGGAAAGUGAUGAAGAACCAAAAAACGAUGUGGUAAUCCUUGAACAGAUACAAAAAGAGUUUAAAGAUCAACAAGAGAAAAUGCAAAAAUAUCUCCGAUCAAAACAAGAUGAUUGUGAAUUAUUAAAGAAUCGUUGGGUGGAUUAUUUAGAUAAAGAAAUUUUUAUUAUUCUCCUCGAUAUUUUAGAAAAAAUGUUUAUAAAAGCAAAAGAAACAAAGAGCAUGACGUACCAUAAAUCCACGUAUAACCCAAUGGAUUUUAUAGCGGAACAACUAUGGAAUUUAAAUCCUAGACAUCCAGAAAGAAAAGAUAAUUGGACGAAUCUUUUCGAUAUGGAUUGGGUAAAAAAAAGUCUUAAAACGCAUCCAAGACCUUUCUUUCCAUUUUCAUGGAUUUGGAGUAAAGAUUAUGCAGCUUUAAAAAUUCAAGCUUACAUGAGGGGUUAUUGGGUAAGAAGGAGAGAUGAUGUGCAAGAAGUGAGACAAUUUUGGAGAGCUCUUGAAGAGGAUAGAUUACAAUUAAAGGAGACGACAUCAACAAUUCCACCUUGGUGUGUUUGUCGGGAAAAAAAUGAAGACAAUGAAUGUUACCAUUAAUUCAUCUUUACU